Fusarium oxysporum Fo47 is the source of this 237-nucleotide messenger RNA. RefSeq lists its product as uncharacterized. The record is from RefSeq and is a predicted model, not a curated record. Bases 1 to 237 code for a protein of 78 amino acids. The transcript has 2 exons. Lineage: Eukaryota; Fungi; Ascomycota; Sordariomycetes; Hypocreales; Nectriaceae.
AUGCCUACCGAGAAUGAUACCGUGAGAAAAUAUGUCCAAUACCUCGGCUUUUUCAACCCCAUUACCAGCCUCAAAAAGGCGGUGAACGUAACCUCCAUCAGUGGUCUGACGUGGAAAUACAGGAGUGCUGCGGAAAGACUUCACUCCUCCACGCGGCUUUGUCUGGGAGCUUUCACCAAACGGUCUUAUAUGAAUAUGCAUGAAUAUCUUAACGUACACGACAAGCGAACCGGAUAG